Molecule: messenger RNA, 1035 nt
Organism: Miscanthus lutarioriparius
Lineage: Eukaryota; Viridiplantae; Streptophyta; Magnoliopsida; Poales; Poaceae
Source: the annotation of a GenBank genome assembly
AUGAUUGGAGGCGACCAUACUCACGGUGCAGAGGCUGUCAAUUCUCGAAAAAUACUGAUAUAUUUUGAGUCAUUUGAGUUUGUUUUCAUGACACACAUGUUGAUGGAUGUAUUGGGAUACACAUAUGCCUUAAAUAGAUCUUUGCAAAUGAGAGACAGUUUUAUGAUCAAUGGCAUUAAGCUCAUUGAUACUACAAAGCAUCAGUUAGAAAAAAUGCUGGGGGAUGAUAAAUGGGAAAAUUUUCUUAAAGAUGUCACUACUUUUUGUGCGAAGCAUGACAUCAAAGUCCCAAGCAUGGAUGAUAUUUAUGAGCCAAUUUUAAAACCAAAGGGGUUCUUGAGAAAAGUCAAGAAUCUCCAACAUUACCGUGUUGAAAUUUUCACAAGCAUCCUUGAUAGAGCACUUCAAGAGUUGAAUGACAGGUUUGAUGAGAUGAACAUAGAUUUUCUUCUUGGCGUGGCAUCACUUGAUCCAGCUUGUUCAUUUUACCCAUAUAACAAAGACAGGUUACUUGAACUUGCUUGCUCUUAUCCAGAGGACUUCUCAAGCACAGAUUUGUUGCAUCUUCCAAGCCAGCUUACACGGUUUAUUGCUGAUAUGCGUGAGGAUGAAAGGUUUAGAAAAGUGGAAAGUUUUGUUGAGCUUUCUGUUAUGCUUGUUAAAACCAAGAAGAGCCUCAAACAUCCUAUUGUUUACAAGCUUCUUAAAUUGGUGCUGGUUCUUCCAAUAGCAACUGCUAGUGUUGGAAGGGAGCAGAGCAAGCUGGACGUGACCAUUGCUCUUACUCCAGAGAACUACCUGUCAAGGUAUCUUCAGACUCUUGUAUUAAAGGCAGGCAAAAUUAUCAACAUCCUCUUGCUUUUGGUGAGGUCUGAGUCUGAGAUGCACAUUGACCUGUCAUUGGCAAGCACAUUCAGUGGCGGUCCCCUUGUUAGGGUGAAAGAACCAGAAUCGGCAAGUUGGGUGGUGGCUGUGCUGGUGGUGAGGAAGAAAGGAAUGACUAAUGAGAAGAUAAAAAGUGCGACUUCUGUUUAA